GAUUUUAUUUUGACCUCGCCCAUAAAAGGCAGGACGACGCUAUACGUUCGCGUUUUUUUAACGCAAAAGCUUUAAGAAAAGAAACAAAGAAACAAUGAGCUCUUCAGAUAACGAGGAUUUAGUCCAGGCAGCUCUAGAGGCUAGAUCAAGGGCUCACUGCCCUUACUCUAACUUUCAAGUUGGGGCAGCCCUCAGGACAAAGAGUGGGAAAGUAGUAACUGGUUCUAAUAUAGAGAAUGCUGCUUACCCGCUUAGUACUUGUGCUGAGAGGGUAGCUAUUACAAAAUGUGUUAGCAGUUUAGAAAAUAAAGAUGACAAGAAAAUUGUAGCCAUUGCUGUAGCAACUAAACUUGAUGAUCAGUUUCCUUCUCCUUGUGGAGGCUGUCGUCAAAUUAUUGCUGAGUUUGGUUGGGACUCUAACUGUCAAGUGAUACUUGUAAAAGCUUCUGGUGCCACAACUACAACAAGCAUUCAAGAACUGUUGCCUAAAGCAUUUCUACCUGAUGUACUAAUUAAAGAAUAAGUUAUAAUAUUAAUUAUUAUUAUGUUGCUUUUUAUUAUAAUUUAUAUUGAGUAGUUUUGUGUCUUAGAAAUUUUUUUUUUUUUUAACAAAAAAAA
Molecule: messenger RNA, 618 nt
Organism: Amphimedon queenslandica
Lineage: Eukaryota; Metazoa; Porifera; Demospongiae; Haplosclerida; Niphatidae
Product: cytidine deaminase-like
Exons: 3
Coding region: 95-523 (142 amino acids)
Cellular component (GO): cytosol
Molecular function (GO): cytidine deaminase activity; zinc ion binding
Source: RefSeq, a predicted model, not a curated record